Eptesicus fuscus (big brown bat) is the source of this 1448-nucleotide messenger RNA. RefSeq names its product prostaglandin E receptor 3 (gene PTGER3). The transcript is spliced from 4 exons. The record is from RefSeq and is a predicted model, not a curated record. Gene Ontology annotation, molecular function: prostaglandin E receptor activity. Gene Ontology annotation, biological process: adenylate cyclase-activating G protein-coupled receptor signaling pathway; phospholipase C-activating G protein-coupled receptor signaling pathway; negative regulation of gastric acid secretion. NCBI's taxonomy places the organism in Eukaryota, Metazoa, Chordata, Mammalia, Chiroptera, Vespertilionidae. Gene Ontology annotation, cellular component: plasma membrane. Bases 241 to 1413 code for a protein of 390 amino acids.
CGCGCCUGGGAGCUACAGGCUUCCCGGAGCCGACGGCGCGGCUGCUGCUCGGCCAGAAAGCCCAGGCGCCGCCGCGGCCAAUGUAGCCAAGUGAGGCGGCGGCUGCGCCCGCACCAUGGAAGACAGCCCCACCCCAGCACCAGCCCGGGUCGCUCCAGACCUCCGCCGCCUCCCGCGCCCCGCCUGCCAGCUACCGCUGCUUUUCGCUGGGCGCCGUCGGACCCUCACCUCGAAGCUGACAUGAAGGAAGCCCGGGGCGACGGGAGCGCCCCUUUCUGCACCCGCCUCAACCACUCCUACCCGGGCAUGUGGGCGCCCGAGCGCUCCCAGGAAGCGCGGGGCAACCUCACGCGCUCCCCGGAGGCCGGCGAGGACUGCCGCUCGGUGUCCGUGGUGUACCCCAUUACCAUGCUGAUCACCGGCUUCGUGGGCAACGCGCUGGCCAUGCUGCUGGUGUCCCGGAGCUACCGGCGCCGGGAGAGCAAGCGCAAGAAGUCGUUCCUGCUGUGCAUAGGCUGGCUGGCGCUCACCGACAUGGUUGGGCAGCUGCUCACCAGCCCCGUGGUCAUCGUCGUGUACCUGUCCGAGGAGCGCUGGGAGCACCUGGACCCUUCGGGGAGGCUGUGCACUUUCUUUGGUCUGACCAUGACUGUCUUUGGCCUCUCCUCGCUCUUCGUCGCUAGCGCUAUGGCCAUCGAGCGGGCGCUGGCCAUCCGGGCGCCGCACUGGUACGCGAGCCACAUGAAGACGCGCGCCACCCGCUCGGUGCUGCUCGGCGUGUGGCUGGCGGUGCUCGCCUUCGCCCUGUUGCCCGUGCUGGGCGUGGGCCAUUACACCGUCCAGUGGCCCGGGACGUGGUGCUUCAUUAGCACCGGGGGCGGAGGCAACGGGACUAGCUCCCCGCACAACUGGGGCAACCUUUUCUUCGCCUCCACCUUUGCCUUCCUGGGGCUCUCUGCGCUGACCAUCACAUUCGCCUGCAACCUGGCCACCAUUAAGGCCUUGGUAUCCCGCUGCCGGGCCAAGGCCAUGGCAUCGCAGUCCAGCGCCCAGUGGGGUAGGAUCACCACUGAGACGGCCAUCCAGCUGAUGGGGAUCAUGUGCGUGCUGUCGGUCUGUUGGUCACCAUUGCUGAUAAUGAUGUUGAAAAUGAUCUUCAAUCAGACAUCAGUUGAACACUGCAAGACGCACUCAGAAAAGCAGAAGGAAUGCAACUUCUUCUUAAUAGCCGUGCGCCUGGCUUCCCUGAACCAGAUCUUGGAUCCCUGGGUCUAUCUGCUGCUAAGAAAGAUCCUUCUUCGGAAGUUUUGCCAGAUCAGGAACCACAAAAACAAGUAUGCAUCCAGCUCCACCUCCUUACCUCACCAGUGCUCCUCAACAUCAAUGUGGAGUGACAAUUUAGAAAGAUCAUGAAAGAACAAAGAUGGACUUUUUCUUACAAUUCCUGC